UUAAUCAUUCUUUCUACUUUAUAUUUUAAUUUUUUAUAUUUAAACGAACUCUUAUCGAAGCAGAUCCGUUAUACAAAUUCAGCGUUACUAAAAAAAUGAAUCAUGAAGCGAAAAAAGGCUCUACCGCGUCUAUUCCAUGAAGUUUUGGACGCCAUAGCGAUAUUGAGAGAGUCGAAAGGUUCCACGGAAAAGGCUAUACUGAACCAGGUUGAUACGAUUCUGCACCUCAGAAGGGAACGGCUGAAGAAAAGCAUCGCUUCGAUCCACAAGGCCCUCUGCCACGGAGUGAAAACCGGCAUUCUGGUACUCAAACAUGGAAAAUACUGCUUGGGAAUGACCCAAGGCGAUUACGAUUUGUUCAGGAAAGUGCGUAAAAUCCGAUCUACGGAGAGCUUGUACAAUAAAUUCAAGCUAAAAAGGAAGAGGAAGCAAAAAAGAAUGAGCCAGAAACUUAGGGAGUUGCUUAGAACACCUUCGGCAACGACAACUAAUGAAUGUUUUAGUAAUAACGGAGAUCUCAGCGAAACAGAAAGUGAUGAACCUUCGGAUUGCCGGGGUAGGAGAGGAAGAAGAGCAAGGGGCAGAAGAAGAAGAAGCCGCAGUCGCAGAAGAAACAAAGUACGAAAACGUACAUUGAAAACACGAGCGAUCAUUGAAAAUCCUCCAGUUACACCAAAAGCAUCGGAAGAAUCGAUCAAAACAAUGAAACCAAAUAACGAUGAUGAAAAAGAUGCAUCAGAUAACCAAAACAACCCUAACGAUAAUAACGAUAAUGACGAAAUUAGUAAAAACCAAGAAUAUGACAGACGCUCUCGUUCUAACGAGGGGGACAAAAAUAAGUGCGACCUUCCAAAUUGCCUUUGUCACGAGUCGGGAAGCUAUUACAAUAAAGAUUUUUACAAAUAAUUUUAUCACAAAGUGAUAAUAAAAUUUUAAUUCGUUUAUUUCACUCACCGUUUCCAACAGCGUACUGCUGUA
Molecule: messenger RNA, 978 nt
Organism: Phyllotreta striolata
Lineage: Eukaryota; Metazoa; Arthropoda; Insecta; Coleoptera; Chrysomelidae
Source: the annotation of a GenBank genome assembly